GGCUGUGGAGGAGGCGCCACGUCCACAACCUGCGCCAUCUUCUGAUCUUCUAAUCUUCAUUUUUCGUUAUUUUAAUGAACAAGCUCUGAAUUAAACAACUUUCAAAGGGGCCAAGAAGAAAUCUAUACUCCCAUUAACAAUGGAGAAACUGGCAAUUCCUUGCCAAACGAAUCCUCCAAUUUCUGUUCCUGCUUCAAUUAUCAAACCCAAACCCCUUAAAUUCUCCUCAAAACCAACUAAAUCUUCUAUAUUUUUCACCCAGAAACUUACUACAAGGUUCAAUGACGACCAUUUGAGUUACCUUUGCAGUAAUGGGCUCCUCCGGGAAGCCAUAACAGCCAUCGAUUCAAUGUCUAAACGUGGGUCUAAGUUAAGCACUAACUCUUAUAUCAACUUGCUUCAAACUUGCAUAGAUACGGAUUCUGUUGAACUGGGUCGUGAGCUUCAUGUUCGUAUGAGUUUAGUCGAUCAGGUAAACCCAUUUGUUGAGACAAAGCUAGUUAGCAUGUAUGCGAAAUGCGGGUUUCUAAAAGAUGCACGUAAGGUGUUUGAUGGAAUGCAGGAGAGGAAUUUGUACACUUGGUCGGCAAUGAUAGGCGCAUAUUCAAGAGAGCAGAGAUGGAAAGAAGUAGUUGAACUUUUCUUUUUGAUGAUGGGAGAUGGGGUAUUGCCUGAUGCAUUUCUUUUCCCAAAAAUAUUGCAGGCUUGUGGGAAUUGCGAGGAUCUUGAAACUGUGAAGUUAAUACAUUCUGUGGUUAUUCGAUGUGGGUUAAGUUGUUAUAUGCGUGUCAACAAUUCUAUUUUGACGGCAUUUGUCAAAUGUGGGAAAUUGAGUCUAGCUAGGAAGUUCUUUGAGAACAUGGACGAAAGAGAUGAGGUCUCUUGCAAUGCUAUGAUAGCUGGUUAUUGCCAGAAGGGAAAUGGUAAUGAAGCUAGGAGAUUGCUUGAUGCGAUGAGCGAUCAAGGAUUCAAACCGGGUCUGAUUACUUAUAACAUAAUGAUUGCUAGUUAUAGCCAGUUGGGGAAUUGUAGUCUUGUUCUAGAAUUGAAGAAGAAGAUGGAGAGUAUGGGGAUAGCGCCUGACGUCUAUACUUGGACCUCAAUGAUAUCGGGUUUUGCUCAAAGCAGCAGGAUUAGUCAGGCAUUGGAUUUCUUCAAGGAGAUGAUUCUAGCUGGGGUUGAACCAAAUGCUAUAACUAUUGCAAGUGUGACCUCGGCCUGUGCUUCCUUAAAAUCACUGCAAAAAGGGCUGGAGAUACAUUGUUUUGCAAUUAAAAUGGGAAUUGCGCACGAAGUAUUGGUUGGGAAUUCACUUAUUGAUAUGUAUUCUAAAUGUGGAAAAUUGGAAGCUGCUCGCCAUGUCUUUGACACGAUUUUAGAAAAAGACAUUUAUACGUGGAACUCGAUGAUUGGAGGAUAUUGUCAGGCUGGAUAUUGUGGUAAAGCAUAUGAACUUUUUAUGAGAUUAAGGGAAUCAAAUGUAAUGCCUAAUGUUGUUACAUGGAAUGUGAUGAUAUCAGGAUGUAUACAGAAUGGAGAUGAGGAUCAAGCUAUGAACCUCUUUCAAAUCAUGGAAAAAGAUGGGGAGGUUAAGCGGAAUACAGCAUCCUGGAAUUCUCUUAUUGCUGGGUACCACCAGCUUGGUGAAAAGAACAAAGCUCUAGCAAUAUUUCGACAAAUGCAGUCUCUUAAUUUUAAUCCUAAUUCAGUGACUAUCUUGAGCAUUUUACCAACUUGUGGAAAUGUAAUGGCAGAGAAAAAAAUAAAGGAAAUCCAUGGUUGUGUGUUGCGCAGAAACCUGGAGUCUGAGCUUCCUGUUGCAAACUCACUUAUAGACACUUAUGCCAAAUCAGGGAACAUUCAAUAUUCAAGAACCAUCUUUGAUGGCAUGCCAUCCAAAGAUAUUAUCACCUGGAAUUCAAUUAUUGCAGGAUAUGUUUUACAUGGUUGUUCAGAUGCUGCAUUUCAUUUGUUUGGUCAGAUGAAAAAGUUUGGAAUUAGGCCGAACCGAGGUACUCUGGCUAGUAUUAUUCAUGCCUAUGGCAUUGCUGGAAUGGUAGACAAGGGAAGACAUGUUUUUUCUAGCAUCACUGAAGAACAUCAAAUUCUACCAACUUUAGAUCAUUAUUUUGCUAUGGUAGAUCUGUAUGGACGUUCUGGGAGGCUUACAGAUGCAAUAGAGUUCAUCGAAGAUAUGCCUAUAGAACCCGAUGUCUCUAUCUGGACAAGCUUACUUACUGCCUGUAGGUUUCACGGCAACUUACACUUGGCAGUACAAGCAGUCGAGCGCCUACACGAAUUGGAGCCUGAUAAUCAUGUGGUUUACCGUUUAUUAAUACAAGCAUAUGCUUUAUAUGGGAAAUUUGAACAAACUCUAAAAGGGAGAAAGCUUGGAAAAGAGAGUGCGAUGAAGAAAUGUACAGCACAGUGCUGGGUUGAAGUCAGGAACAAAGUCCAUUUAUUUGUCACUGGCGAGCAGUCUAAGCUUGACGUUCUAAAUACUUGGAUAAAGAGCAUUGAAGGGAAAGUAAAGAAAUUUAAUAAUCACCAUCAUCUUUCUAUUGAAGAAGAACAGAAAGAAGAAAAAAUUGGUGGGUUCCACUGUGAAAAAUUUGCUUUUGCUUUUGGCCUUAUUGGCUCAUCUCAUACACCCAAAAGUAUAAAGAUUGUGAAAAAUUUAAGAAUAUGUGGGGACUGUCAUCAGAUGGCCAAAUAUAUCUCAGCGGCUCAUGAAUGUGAAAUAUAUUUAAGUGACUCAAACUGCUUGCACCAUUUCAAAAAUGGUCACUGUUCUUGUGGGGAUUAUUGGUGCUAUUCAUUUGCUUUGCAUUAUUUGAUUGCAUUCAACUUUUUUUUUCUUCCACAGCCAGUUAGAAGUUUGUUUUUUCCCACACAGAGUUUUGAUGAUUCUCGAAAAAUCAAGCCAAUCAUGGCUGGUCCUUUUGGAGGACCAGGUGGAAGUAACUGGGAUGAUGGAGUUUAUUCAACUAUCAGGCAGUUGGUAAUUUGCCAUGGAGCUGGUAUCGACUCCAUUAAGAUUCAAUAUGAUGUGAAGGGAAGUUCAAUUUGGUCAGAUAGACAUGGAGGAAAUGGUGGCACUAAAACAGACACGGUGAAGCUUGAUUUUCCGGAUGAGUACUUGACUAUGAUCCGUGGACACUAUGGUAGCUUUGUGUCAUUUGACAAAGUUUUUGUUCGAUCCCUGACUUUUAUGAGCAACAAAAAGAAGUACGGACCUUACGGGGUCGAACAAGGAACAAUUUUCUCGUUUCCCAUGACUGAGGGCAAGAUUGUAGGGUUCCAUGGCAGGAGUGGAUUGUACCUGGAUGCCAUUGGAGUUUAUCUAAAGCCUAUGGCUACACAAUCGCCAUCUAAAGCAAUGAUUCAGUCACAGAAUUAUGUUGCUAGUAAGACUGACAGUGAAGGCUAUUCAAUUAUACAAGGCAGUGUUGGCCAAAAUUAUGAUAUUGUUCUUGCUGUUAGGCAGAAGGAUGAAUUCAAAAAGCCUCUUCCAACUACUAUCUCAAAACAAGUAUCUAGUUCCUCAAGCUCAGAAUCAAGCGAUGAUGAAUCCACAGUCAAGAGGCCUGUUAAGAAGGGACCGUCUAGAGUCGAAAAUGUGGUACCAUGUGGACCCUGGGGUGGCUCAGGUGGAACUCCAUUUGAUGAUGGAUAUUAUACUGGUAUUAGACAAAUUAAUGUGUCGCGUAAUGUUGGAAUUGUAUAUAUAAGAGUUCUGUAUGCUUGUGAUGAGGAAUCUAUAUGGGGAGGACGAGCAGGUGGAACUGGAGGAUUCAAAAAUGACAAGGUUAUCUUGGAUUAUCCAUAUGAAAUCUUGACUCAUGUAACUGGACACUAUGGGCCUGUCAUGUACAUGGGACCUAAUGUUAUCAAGUCACUCACAUUCCAUACUACAAAAACGAAGUACGGACCAUUUGGAGAGGCACAAGGAACCCCCUUUAGUACCAACGUCAAGGAGGGGAAGAUCGUUGGAUUUCAUGGGAGGAAAGGUUUGUUCCUAGAUGCUCUUGGUGUGCACUUAGUUGAAGGAAAGGUGACCCCGGUGUCUCGUCCUCCCUCCAGCGGUAUUGUUCCUGCUGCACCACCGGUUCUUGAAAAUGAGAAUGCCCCUUGGACUGUGAAACUGGCACCUUCAAAAGGAGGAGCACUUGAAGAGAUUGCUCGUGGUGUAGUAAAACAACCAGCACCCUGUGGACCUGGACCAUGGGGCGGAGAUGGCGGGAAACCAUGGGAUGAUGGAGUAUUUUCGGGCAUUAAACAGAUAUACUUGACACGGUCUCUUGAAGCUUUUUGUUCGAUUCAAAUUGAAUAUGAUCGAAACAAACAAUCAGUUUGGUCAGUUAAGCAUGGAGGAAACAGUGGAACAACCAUACAUCGGGUAAAAUUGGAUUAUCCACAUGAAGUGUUAACUUGUAUAUCAGGAUAUUACGGUUACAUCGGUAAAGAUGAGAGACAACAAGCUAUAAAGUCGCUUACUUUUCACACAAGCAGGGGGAAGUUCGGUCCAUUUGGGGAGGAGGUAGGGUCGUUUUUCACGUCCACGACGACGGAGGGCAAAGUGGUUGGCUUCCAUGGGAGGAGCAGCUUGUAUUUGGACGCCAUUGGAGUUCACAUGCAACACUGGCUAGGAAGCCAAAGGGCUUCCAAGUCUUUGUUCAAACUGUUCUGAUAUGAAAAUGAAAGAACUAAUAAUGCUGAGAUGGAGCAAUAUGAUUCCGUUAGUAAUCAAUUAGGGAAAAGUGAGAUUCUAUCAUCUUUUCCUUGUCUUCCAUUUGCAUGGAAAAGAAUGUUUGGCCUAAUCAAUAACGCUUAUCAAUAUUAUUCCUGCAUAUGAUAUUUCAUAUUCGAUACUACUAGUGAAAUGUAAUAAAAAUUGAGCGUGAAUACAGUAUGUAGAGUGAUUUUUUAAGUGUUUUUUUAAUCAAUGAAGUUUUUUUUUUUUUUUUU
Molecule: messenger RNA, 4968 nt
Organism: Benincasa hispida (wax gourd)
Lineage: Eukaryota; Viridiplantae; Streptophyta; Magnoliopsida; Cucurbitales; Cucurbitaceae
Source: RefSeq, a predicted model, not a curated record